Choloepus didactylus (southern two-toed sloth) is the source of this 1595-nucleotide messenger RNA. RefSeq names its product protein SET-like. The transcript has a single exon. Lineage: Eukaryota; Metazoa; Chordata; Mammalia; Pilosa; Megalonychidae. Bases 16 to 885 code for a protein of 289 amino acids. The record is from RefSeq and is a predicted model, not a curated record. Gene Ontology annotation, molecular function: histone binding; chromatin binding. Gene Ontology annotation, biological process: nucleosome assembly. Gene Ontology annotation, cellular component: nucleus; chromatin.
GACUUUCCUGACAGCAUGGCCCCCAAACGCCAGUCUUCACUCCUGCCUCAAAUGAAGAAAGUAAAGCUGCUUCCUGUCCUCAAGCCAGAGGAAACAUCAGCCGCUCUGGACAUGCCAAAAGGAGAAAAAGAACAGCAGGAAGCAAUUGAACAUAUUGAUGAAGUACAAAAUGAAAUAGACAGACUUAAUGAGCAAGCCAGUGAGGAGAUUUUGAAAGUAGAACAGAAAUAUAAUAAACUCCGCCAACCAUUCUUUCAGAAGAGGUCAGAAUUGAUCGCCAAAAUCCCAGAUUUUUGGGUAACAACAUUUGUCAACCAUCCACAAGUGUCUGCACUUCUUGGGGAGGAGGAUGAAGAGGCACUGCAUUAUUUGACCAGAGUUGAAGUGACAGAAUUUGAAGAUAUUAAAUCAGGUUACAGAAUAGAUUUUUAUUUUGAUGAAAAUCCUUACUUUGAAAAUAAAGUUCUCUCCAAAGAAUUUCAUCUGAAUGAGAGUGGUGAUCCAUCCUCAAAGUCGACUGAAAUCAAAUGGAAAUCUGGAAAGGACUUGACGAAACAUUCAAGUCAAACACAGAAUAAAGCCAGCAGGAAGAGGCAGCAUGAGGAACCAGAGAGCUUCUUUACCUGGUUUACUGACCAUUCUGAUGCCGGUGCAGAUGAGUUAGGAGAGGUCAUCAAAGAUGAUAUUUGGCCAAAUCCAUUACAGUACUAUUUGGUUCCUGAUAUGGAUAAUGAGGAAGGGGAAGGAGAAGAAGAUGAUGAUGAUGAUGAAGAAGAAGAAGGAUUGGAAGAUAUUGAUGAAGAAGGGGAUGAGGAUGAAGGGGAAGAAGAUGAAGAUGAUGAUGAGGGAGAGGAAGGAGAGGAGGAUGAAGGAGAUGACGACUAAUAGAACACUGAUGGAUUCCAACCUUUUUAAUUUUCUCCAGUCCCUGGGAGCAAGUUGCAGUCUUUUUUUUUUUUUUUUCCCUCUUGUGCUCAGUUGCCCUGUUUUUGAGAUCUCUUUUCUCUCCUUUACACCAUGGUUCUCAACUUAUUUUGGGGGAAAUACCUUGUGCAGAAUACAGUGGGAAAAGAAUCUCUACCCAUUUCUGUUCCAAAUUCGUUUUUAUACCUUCCUGUCUUGGCAACAACAACAAAAAAACUUUAUGGAAUCAACACACCACCGUGCUCUGUGGGAAAAAAGAAAAACCUUCUGCUUCCUUCACUCAGCUGGAAGCUGGAGGGUGCUAGGCCCCUGUGUAGUAGUGCAUAGAAUUCUAGCUUUUUUCCUCCUUUCUCUGUAUAUUGGGCUCAGAGAUUACACUGUGUCUCUAUGUGAAUAUGGACAGUUAGCAUUUACCAACAUGUAUCUGUCUACUUUCUCUUGUUUAAAAAAAGAAAAAAAAAACUUAAAAAAAUGGGGUUAUAGAAGGUCAGCAAAGGGUGGGUUUGAGAUGUUUGGGUGGGUUAAGUGGGCAUUUUGACAACAUGGCUUCUCCUUUGGCAUGUUUAAUUGUGAUGUUUAAUGGACAUCCUUGCAGUUUAAGAUGACACUUUUAAAAUAAAAUUCUCUCCUAAUGAUGACUUGCCCUGCCACUUAAUGGGAGAAUCAGCAGA